This is a messenger RNA of Pseudopodoces humilis (Tibetan ground-tit), 498 nucleotides long. The record is from RefSeq and is a predicted model, not a curated record. NCBI's taxonomy places the organism in Eukaryota, Metazoa, Chordata, Aves, Passeriformes, Paridae.
GGGCGGCGGCGCCGCUUCCGCGCGGAGGGAGCGGAGGGAUAUAGGAGCGGAGGAGCCGUGCUAAGUCCUCUUCCGGUUCUCCCUCAGAGCCGCCAUGACGAAGAAGAGGAGGAACAACGGGCGAGCCAAGAAGGGCCGCGGGCACGUGCAGCCCAUCCGCUGCACCAACUGCGCCCGCUGCGUGCCCAAGGACAAGGCCAUCAAGAAAUUCGUCAUCAGGAACAUCGUGGAGGCCGCCGCCGUCAGGGACAUCUCCGAGGCCAGCGUGUUCGAUUCCUACGUGCUGCCCAAGCUCUACGUGAAGCUGCAUUACUGCGUCAGCUGCGCCAUCCACAGCAAGGUGGUGCGGAACCGCUCGCGUGAGGCUCGCAAGGACAGGACCCCCCCGCCCCGCUUCCGCCCCGCCGGAGCAGCCCCCCGGCCCCCCCCCAAGCCCAUGUGAGGAGACCCCGGCCCGGCCCGGGACCCCCAGUGCAGUCAAUAAAGGAUCUGACCUGA